Molecule: messenger RNA, 1116 nt
Organism: Symbiodinium sp. CCMP2592
Lineage: Eukaryota; Dinophyceae; Suessiales; Symbiodiniaceae
Source: the annotation of a GenBank genome assembly
AUGUGGCUGGUUGGUGUGGGCCUGGUUCUGGCUGGGCUUGUAGUGGGCACUGGUGGAAUGCAUUUGAUCCGCGCUUCGGAACUCAAGACACAGUCCGGACACACUUCGCAAGGCAAGGCAUUCUAUGCCGUCGGACUUCUGCUCAAUCUUCUUAUCGGACCAGUCCUUGACAUGUCCGGCUAUGCCUUUGCACCAGCUUCUGUGGUUGCGCCCUUCACGGGCUUCAACGUCAUCAUCAAUGCCCUGGUGGCACCUAUCACGCUCGGCGAACAGCUGACGCAGUGUCGGUGCAACGGCAUCAUCGCGGUCUUUGUGACCGCAACUAUGUCAGUCCUGUUCAAAGGGACACAAACCACGGAGUUUUCGGUCAAAGAUGCUCAGAAUCUUCUCACGCAGUGGCGCGUCCAUGUCUACGUGGUGUUUUUCACGUUGUGGCUACUCGCAAAUCUUCGAGUACUUGCACACGCUGCCCAUGGUUCUGUAGCCCGGGGCUUCUCCCUCGGAGCGAUUUCUGGAUCGCUCGCGGGAAAUAUGUGGUGCACCCGUCUUCUGGCAGUCUUCCUCAAAGAGUGUGUUGAGGGCAGCUGCGGAACGACUUGGAGCACAUUUCUCCCAUAUACGAUGGUUGCUGGCGCGGUCUUCUUCGCUGUAACCAAUGUGCCGUUUAUGACACGUGGCAUGCGCCAUUACGAGGCGCUCUUCAUGAUUACAACCUUCCAAGGCGCAAACAUCCUGUCAAACAGCUUGUCCGCCGUCGUUGUGCUAGAGGAAAUGGAUGGGGAGCCCUGUUGGAAGCUCGUCGGGUACUUCUUAUGCAUCGGGGGCAUGAUCUUGGGGCUCUUGGUGCUGACGCUGGGCGAGGAAGAUGCCGACAAGACUUCCCAGGGCCAGUUGGCGCCCAUGCCCGUUGAGGAGGACACCGGCCUUUCCAGCGACUCCGAGCCGCGCACGUUCAUGGAAUUCGUGCAUGCAGGGGCAAAAGCCCUAUCCCGACAUGUAGCAUCCUGCCGGCAAAGAUUCGAGGAUGGGUCGAUGCAUGAAGCGCUUCAAAGCUUGAGUAGUCUUCAUGCCGUCGCACCCGAGAUGCCGCACGACGGCAUCUGCUUGAUGGUGUGA